Molecule: messenger RNA, 2632 nt
Organism: Chelonus insularis
Lineage: Eukaryota; Metazoa; Arthropoda; Insecta; Hymenoptera; Braconidae
Product: alpha-N-acetylglucosaminidase-like
Exons: 14
Coding region: 226-2547 (773 amino acids)
Source: RefSeq, a predicted model, not a curated record
UCUGGUUUUAUUGUUCUUUGAAAAAUACUUUUCUGUAUUACUGCUCAAAGUGAUUUCCCCUUAUAUCACAUAAUUUUUUAAACUUAAAUAAUACUUAUUCCACCAUUAUAGUAUCAAAUUUAAGAGGGGAUUAUAAGAAUAAAACCGUUAUAAAAACACAUUGAUCGUAAAAUUAGCAGAGUAUUGAAUUCCGGUAUCUAUUAGAAGCUUACACCAAAACUCGAUAUGUCUAACUAUCAAAGAAUUUUGUUCUCUUAUGUACUUUUGGUGAAUUUACAAUAUUUUAUUUCAGCUCAAAAUACUAUUUCUGAUCAAUUCCAACUUACUCUUGGACAUAUUAAACCAUCCGCUUCUAAUGAACAACAAACUAAAGCAGCAGAAGAAUUAAUUCAACGAAUUAUAGGAACAAAAGCCAAUUUAUUUAAAGUGUUGGUUGAUCCAACAAUUGGUCCUGAAGGGAAAGAUACUUUUAAACUAAUUAAAUGCCGGGAAAAUAAAAUUUGGAUAAUAGGAACAUCUGGAGUAUCUGUAGCUUGGGGUUUCCAUUAUUAUCUAAAAAAUUAUUGCAACUCACAAAUAGCAUGGGAAGGCGUACAAAUUCAAUUCCCAUCAGUUCUUCCUGAAGUAAAUGAAACUAUUACAUCUAAUGAUAGAUUUCGAUACUACCAAAAUGUCGUCACAGCUGGAUAUAGCACACCUUGGUGGAAUUGGGAUAAAUGGGAGAGAAACAUUGAUUGGAUGGCGUUGAAUGGUAUUAAUCUUGUUUUAGCAUUUGGUGCUCAAGAAGCUAUUUGGGAGAGGAUCUACUUAAAACUGAAUUUAACUAGAGAAGAAAUUGAUCAACAUUUUGCCGGGCCAGCUUAUCUGCCUUGGGGACGAAUGGGUAACAUAAGAGGUUGGGGUGGUCCACUAACAUCAUCAUGGCAUAAUUUUACAAUCAAUCUUCAGCAUAAAAUUUUAAAUAGAAUGAGACAACUUGGAAUUACUCCUGUUUUACCGGCUUUUUCUGGUCAUGUACCUCAAGCAUUCCUUACAAAAUUUCCCAAUGCCUCCAUGUACAAAACUAACACUUGGUAUGAAUUCCCAGACGAAUAUUGCUGUCCUGUUUUAUUGUCACCUCGGGACCCACUUUUUAAAGUUAUUGGAAAAUUGUUCCUUGAUACGUACACUGAAGAAUUUGGAACAGAUCAUGUUUAUAAUUGUGAUACAUUCAACGAAAAGAAUCCAGAAACUGAUCUAGAUGUUUUAAGAGAUAUUGGACGAGCUAUUUAUUCAGCUAUGACUGAUGUAGAUCCUCAAGCUAUAUGGAUUUUACAAGGAUGGACCUUCAAUAGUGGAAGACGUUUUUGGACUAAAGAAAGAAUAAAGGCGUUUAUUACGUCAGUUCCACUUGGAAAAAUGGUUAUUCUUGAUCUGGAAUCAGAACAAUUACCAUUGUAUAAUAAACUUGAUUCUUAUUAUGGGCAACCUUUUAUUUGGUGUAUGCUUCAUAAUUUCGGAGCCAAAUUGGGCAUGUAUGGAAGCGCGUAUAGAAUCAAUGAGCGUGUAAUUGCAGCCAGAAAAAUGAAUGGAAGUACUAUGAUAGGUACUGGAUUGACACCUGAAGGAAUCAAUCAAGAUUACGUAAUGUAUGAUCUAAUGAGUGAGAUGGCUUAUAGACAUGAACCGGUUGAUCUUGAUUCAUGGUUUGAACAAUAUUCAGUAAGAAGGUAUGGAGUUAGAAAUAAGGAUGCUGCAGAAGCAUGGAAACUUUUGGAACAUUCGGUUUAUCAUCAUACUAAUGAAACUUGGAGAAGUCGAAGACAUUAUAUUUUAACAAAUAGACCCAGUUUAGAACCAUCAUCUUAUAUUUUACAAGAUUGGUUUGAGCCAUCAGUAGUAAUACAUGCUUGGAGAAAUUUACUAAAUGCCCGAUUGACUAUAAAUCCUAAUUCAUUAUAUAAAUAUGAUGUAAUAGACUUCACUCGACAAUCAUUACAAGUAAUUGUUGAACAUCUGUAUAAAGACAUAUUAGAGGCCUAUAAACAAAAAAAUCGUACAGAGUUCAGGAUUCAAUCAGGACUAUUUCAAGAAAUUUUCGAUGAUUUAGACAAAAUUCUGAGUACCUCUGAAGUUUUCUUGUUGGGCACGUGGAUCAGAGAUGCUCGACUAUUAGGAACAAAUGACAAAGAAAGAGAUUUAUAUGAGUUUAAUGCUCGUAGACAGAUUACAUUAUGGGGACCUGCUUCACAAGGAAAAAUAAUAGAUUAUGCAACUAAACAAUGGGCUGGGGUUGUAACAGAUUAUUUCGGAGCAAGAUGGAAAAUAUUUCUGUCACUUGUGGAGUCGUCUAUACCUUGGAAAAAUACAACUUUUGAUCAAACAAAAAUAAAUGAUAUAAUCUAUGAAUUUGUUGAAAAGCCUUUUUCAGAGGGUCAUAAUAAAUAUCCAACUGAUGCGACAGGUGAUCCAAUACAAGUCGCAGUAGAUUUGUAUAACAAGUGGAGCCUACGAAAUCCUAUGAAAAGGUUUUUAGAAAAUUUAAAUAAACCAAAACUUAUUCAAUAAUAUUAUCCAGAAAAGAAUGUUGGUUAUUGAUUUUUUAUUGACUUUACUGUAAUUAAUGGAAUGAAUAAAUCGGUAUGCUUCAUAA